GGAGUUAUAACUAACCCGCUGCAUUGGAUGAAAUUUCAGAUUUUAAUAUAACUGUACUUUAAUGUUUGAGAAUCCGUUUGGGAAGGUCGAGUACGUAACAUCCACACCAAAAUCGUGUUUGUCAAGCCAAGUCGAAUCAAAAAAUAUGGAACAGAAAGAAGUCGCUUACAACAGUUACGAUGGAGUCAGUGGAGGUAAAGUUACGUACCAGUCAACGUCGGUAUCCUACGGACCAUCCAGUUAUCAAGCUAUGUUCGGUAAAAGCCACAAGUCUGGAUAUGCAACGUCUGGGUAUGCAACGUAUGGAAAGCUGAAUAGAUACGGAUAUGGGGAAGGCUCCAUUCAAGCCACAUCUGUAAGUGAAAGCUUCGCCCAACUCCCUGGUAUUCUGAGCACACGAAGCGAAGAAAAACAAGAAUUGAGCGUCCUUAACAAUCGAUUUGCUACUUACAUCGACAAAGUAAGAAGGUUGGAAUCUCAAAACAGAGCCUUGGCGACAAAAAUUACGGAGCUCGAAUCCACAAGAACAGUAGUCAGUAGAUCUGGAGAUAUAUAUGAUGAUGAACUAGCAAGACUCCGACGCGAGAUUGAGAAAUUAACUCAUGACAAGGCUGAAGCCGAAAUUCAAUUGCACAACUGUGUCAUGGAGCUUAAAGAUUGUGAAAAGAGACUCAAGGCCGAGAGCGAUGCUAGGUGUAAUGCAGAAAAAUUGGUCAAAUCUCUUAGAAAAGACGUUGACGAUGCCACUUUGUCAAGAAUCGAUUUGGAAAGAAAACUGGAAACUCUUCAAGAAGAACUUGAACUUUUAAAGGCUACAACGUCUGAGGAUAUGGAAAUGAUGAAAUCACAAGUGACGGUGAAACAUGAAGAAGUCUUCGAUGCUCCAAUUCCGACCGCUGAUUUGACUGACUCACUGAGGGAUAUUCGCAUUGCAUAUGAGCAACUGUCAAAGAGCAAUGCGUAUGAUGUAGAGAAGGUCUACAAGAAUACGAUCGCAGAUCUUCAGCAGCAGAUAAAGACCAGCAAUGCAGCUCUUGGCGAUUCAAAGUCUGCUCUGUUGGAUACUCGUCGUCAGCUGCAAAGCAUUUCUGUGGAAAUCGAAGGAUUGAGAAGCACGAAUUCUUCCUUGGAAGGCCAAGUUUCGGACUUGCAAGAUCGCAUGGAGAAGGAGGGUGAGCAAUCUCAAAGAAGGAUUGACGAACUGGAGGGAGAAUUACAAAAAUCCAGGGAUGAUAUGGCACGCCAUCUUGCUGAUUACAACAAGUUGAUGAACAUCAAACUUUCCUUGGAUCUCGAGAUUUCUACAUACAGAAAGCUGCUGGAAGGAGAAGAAGUGAGGAUCAGUAAGAAUUCUAGUAGAGAUGCAAGUGGAUAUGACAUCGAGAAGAGUAUUACAGGUAAGCGGCGUGGCAUUUCAUCAGCUGACAGUGACAAAAAUCACGAUGCAUCAUCGUAUCACGAAGAUGAUAUUAUAAAUCUCAUGAUAGACGGAGAUGACGUAGAAGCCCUAGAAGAAUGCAGCCAAAAUAUUGCUUCAAAUGACGCGAAGAGGGAUAACUCGUCAUCUGAUAGCCAUUCCGAAGAGGGUGAUCCAGCAUGAAACACAAAACAUUUUUUAGCACACCAUUGAAUUUAUCUGGAACGAACAACCAAUAUUCACUUUGAUUGUUUCCAGCAGUGGAUAGUGCCUCUGCAAUAUGAAGCUUGCUUGCAAUAUUUAAAAAGAAUCAUAUCUUUAUGUAAUUUUUUCCAAAGAUUCGUGGUUAAACUUACACUUGUACUUGAUGCAUGUUUCAUUCAAUGAUUCUGGAUUACGACAACGAAUGCGUAAUUUCAAAAAUACUGGCUCCCACUGAGGCAGGUAGCAAAAUCGUCUGUAUCAACCGUAUUAGAUCAUGACUACCAUGUAUACUGGUAUAUUAAAUUACUUUAGUCAUAUAUAUUAGACGUAGCAUUAAUUGUAGCUUCCAAAUUUAUGAAAUCUCAUGGUAUUCUAUGCACUGCGAUAAUUACAGUGUUCACUGACGUUGGUUAUCAUAUGUACUUUUUCGAAAGAUAUGCAUCCGUGUUGAACUUAUUAUCUAUCAUUCGUGACAGACAGCAUCAAGUACAUAGAACAUACAAUGAAGAUUUACAUUCAUAGACAACAACAUCGAUUUUUGUACAAGAUAUUAGAGAAACAAAUUGUUCAAAAUUUCACUGCCAUUAGUUAAUAGAUAUAUUUACUUGAUUUUACUGGCGAUGAUUUCAGAAAUAUACUGCAAAAUUUAUCUUCCUGUUUUUACCUAAGCCAGAAAUCCUAUCUUUGCGGAAAUUUUUUUAUUAGUUACAUACUAGUCUUACGGAUAUCACUUAAUUAAUAAAUCGAAACAGCUUAGUAUAGCAAUUUUGUAUGGUAACAUGCUCCGUUAUUUUUUCCUGAGGGUAGUUCAUCAGUAUGUUGCGAUCGCAGAACACGCGAUGGCGAUCUCGAGCUCUUUUUCAAGAAAAUUGCGUUUUUCAAGAAUAUUGCGUAGAUAUGACGAAUUCUAAUUCAUGGUAUAUAUUCAUAAUUAUUCGAUUAUUGUCUCAAACACGACAAGCUGCAGGCGUCUGGUCUCAUUCUAGCAUGUCCCAGAAUGAAGAAGAAAUACCGGUCUUA
Styela clava is the source of this 2641-nucleotide messenger RNA. RefSeq names its product vimentin. The record is from RefSeq and is a predicted model, not a curated record. Gene Ontology annotation, biological process: intermediate filament organization. Gene Ontology annotation, cellular component: cytoplasm; intermediate filament. Lineage: Eukaryota; Metazoa; Chordata; Ascidiacea; Stolidobranchia; Styelidae. Gene Ontology annotation, molecular function: structural constituent of cytoskeleton.